AUGCCCAUUUUCGAUUAUUCGAACAAAGUCGUCGUCCUGACAGGGCUUGGCGCUGUCGGCGAUGGCUAUGGAAAUGGCACUGCAAUGGCAACAGCAAUGGCACGCCAGGGCGCCAUCAUCUUUGGUUGCGACAUCAAUCUGGAAGCGGCCAAUAAAGCUGCCGAAUUGAUCCGGAACGAGCCAGAAGUCAAGAAUCAUCCGUCGAGAAAAGCAGGCCAGAGCGUGGUGGAUGUGAUGCCGCAGUCGACGGUGCGUCUAGUCCUGCAGGAUGUCGAAUUCUCCACGUUGACAGCAGCUAGGAUGUGACGAAGAGGGAAGCCUGCAAAGCAUUCGUGGACGCUUGCAUGGCCAAGCAUGGCCGCAUCGAUGUUCUGGUCAACAAUGUGGGCAAAUCCGAGCCAGGAGGACCGGCCGAGCUCUCCGAAGAAGUUUGGGACGCCCAGACCGAUGUGAAUCUGAAAUCUGUGUACCUGAUGUGCCAUCUAGUACUCCCAAUCAUGGAGAAGCAGAGUAGCGGCGGUACCGUGCUGAAUGUCGCCUCGGUCGCUGGAUUGCGGUACAUUGGAAAGCCACAGGUGGCGUAUGCGGCGACCAAGGCGGCCAUCAUCCAGUUCACCAAGACGACUGCGGUCAUCUAUGCGCAAAGAACUCAGGGCAGAGUGCGGCUGAAUACGGUGGUGCCUGGGCUGAUCAACUCGCCGUUGGUCUCUGUGCUUGCAGACAAGUAUGCUGGAGGCGACCAAGAAGGAUACCGCAAAGUCCGAGAAAAGCAAGUUCCUACAGGCAAGAUGGGCUCCGUUUGGGACGUUGCACAUGCGGCUGUGUAUCUUUGUUCGGACGAAGCAUCAUACGUUACAGGCCAAGAGCUCGUAGUAGAUGGGGCCAUCACGGACUCCACAGGCCAGCCAUGA
This is a messenger RNA of Lecanosticta acicola, 911 nucleotides long. Lineage: Eukaryota; Fungi; Ascomycota; Dothideomycetes; Mycosphaerellales; Mycosphaerellaceae. The record is from the annotation of a GenBank genome assembly.